CUGGCAUCCAAAUAGUCCCUGCGAAGAUCUAAAGAGCAACUUUCUCGGAAUUGAUGAUUCGAUUUCUCUGGACUGUGGUUCUUUAAUUUUGCUUUGCUCGCGAAAUCGUCGGCAGCUAGAAGCUUAGUUCGCAGCUCGGAAUUGUUUGGGUUGCGAGAAGACUUGAGAAUGAGCACUGCGACGAUGGCCCACCUGUUUGGAUUGCCUGAGACGAUUGAGAAAUUGGUGUUCCCAUCUUCAAGAUCCAACGAGGGUAACGAUAGCAGAGGAGCUCUUCCUGUCGAUAUUCUAGAAACUUCCAAAGAGUACAUUUUCUAUCUCGACAUCCCCGGCAUCACCAAAUCCGACAUCCAGGUGACGGUGAAGGACGAGAGAACGCUGGUGAUAAAGAGCAACGGGAAGAGGAAGAGAGAAGAAAACGAACAUGGGUGCAAGUACAUUCGGCUCGAGAGGAGAAACCCUCAAAACCUCUCGAGGAAAUUCCGGUUACCCGAAGACGCAAACGCGGCCGCGGUCACCGCCAAAUACGAAGACGGGGUUUUGACAGUUGCGGCGCCGCCGCCGAAACCGAAGACCGUCCAAGUCUCAGUCUCUUGAAAUGUAAAAUGUUUUGAUCUUCGGAACCUAUGUUUCGAUGUGUGUGUGAUGAUGAUGCAGUUUAUGUAUGUAAGAUGUUCUUUUUCUGUUACAAUGGGUAUUUACAAGUCUGUUCUAUC
This is a messenger RNA of Tarenaya hassleriana, 716 nucleotides long. Its product is annotated as 17.4 kDa class III heat shock protein. The transcript has 3 exons. Gene Ontology annotation, biological process: protein folding; response to heat; protein complex oligomerization. The record is from RefSeq and is a predicted model, not a curated record. Lineage: Eukaryota; Viridiplantae; Streptophyta; Magnoliopsida; Brassicales; Cleomaceae. Bases 169 to 597 code for a protein of 142 amino acids.